Molecule: messenger RNA, 351 nt
Organism: Closterium sp. Yama58-4
Lineage: Eukaryota; Viridiplantae; Streptophyta; Zygnematophyceae; Desmidiales; Closteriaceae
Source: the annotation of a GenBank genome assembly
AUGAUUCGGAUCAUUCCAGCUUCGCCCGUCGGCCCUAACGCGCCUGCUACCAAGAACGCGCCUGCUACCAAGAACGCGCCUGCUACCAAGAACGCGCCUGCUACCAAGAACGCGCCUGCUACCAAGAACGCGCCUGCUACCAAGAACGCGCCUGCUACCAAGAACGCGCCUGCUACCAAGAACGCGCCUGCUACCAAGAACGCGCCUGCUACCAAGAACGCGCCUGCCAGGCGGAAACGCGCCUGCUACCAAGAACGCGACUUCCCUACCACGCCCUAUUACCCGCCAAAGGAUCUUCCUACUCACGCGCAUUCCCCCCGCCCCGCCGCUACCAAGAACGCCGCUACCUAG